GCAAGCGAUUAGCGGAGCGUGACCUCUGGGGACGAGAUUAUAAAACAAUCAAACACCAUGGAUACCAUUUGUAUGGCGAGUAAUCGAGACGAACACGUCUCCAGGUUGAGUCAAAAAUUCAAAGGAAAAGCUGCGUGAAUCUGUGAAAGCGCUCGGCGUAUUGAUUCCACUUCAUCUCCUCUAGAGGCCAAAUCAUAUGGGCUCCUGUCGUUCAAAAAUGGCUACGGAUCAACAGGCUUCAGGUCCAAACACAGAGGAACAGAAUGCCAACACGGCUCCAGGACCUCAAAAGAAGGAUGGCAGUCAAACUAUCGUCCAAGAUAAGACCAUGAAACUGGGAGACGACAUUAACCUGGCUGAACAAAAUGAUGUCAAGCUUGAUCCAAAUCUCGAAAAAAACGAAUACCCUGAUUUAUCUGGAGCGCACUCACUGAUGGCUAAAUACCUCACGAGGGAGAUUUUCGAGAAGCUGAAGGACAAAAAGACUUCCACUGGUUUUACCAUCGCUCGAGCUGUGAACACCGGAGUGUUAAACAAGGAGAAGUCAUUGACUGGUUGCCAUGCCGGAGAUGUUGAUUCUUACACCAUAUUUGGAGAGUUCUUCGAUCCCCUCAUUGAGGAGUAUCACCGCGGGUUCAAGCCUUCCGACAAUCACGUGACUGAUAUGGACCACACUCAUCUGAAAGGCAACAUCACCGACCCAUCCAAGAUCAUAUCCACAAGAAUCAGGGUGGCAAGAAAUAUUUCUGGCUUCAAUCUGGCUCCUGGACAGAAUUCCAAAGAGGAAAAGCUGCAAAUAGAAGCUUUGAUGCUGCAAGUGUUUGCCGAGCUGAAAGAUGAUUUGGCCGGGCAUUAUUACUCACUGGUCAAAAUUAGCGAGGAGGAGAGACAGGAACUUGUCAGGGAGCACUUGUUAUUCAAGGGCAAUGACAAGAUGCAAGCUGACAGCGGAUACCAUCGAUGGUGGCCACAUGGACGUGGAAUCUACCUGAAUCAUAAGAAGACCUUCGCUGUUUGGCUGAAUGAGGGGGACCAUAUCCGUGUCAUUUCCAUUCAGCAAGGUGGUGACGUGUCCUCUGUAUUUACAACACUAGUCAAAGGGGUAAAUACAAUCGAAAAUCUCCUCAUGAAGUUAGACAACAGGAGCUUUCAAACAACAGAUCACCUUGGCAUGAUCACAUGCUGCCCAACAAAUCUCGGAACUGGUCUGAGAGGCGGAGUGUUAAUUCAACUACAGAAAGUUGUGGAGAAGAUGGGUGAAGAGGGCCUGAAGAAAUGGUCUCAUGAAAACCAUCUUCAGGUGAGAGGUCUGUACGGAGAGCACUCCGACACCACAAGUGCUAUCUAUGACAUCUCCAACAAGUACAGGCUUGGCUACUCAGAGGUCCAGCUCGUUCAGUUUGUGAUUGAUGGUGUCAACCAGCUGAUAGAAAUGGAAUAUCAUUAAGCUGUGAACUUGUCCUCCUUUCAACUACUUUGAUUAAGUUUAUUAAGAGUGUGGUGCUAGCAAAAUGAACCAGAACUGUUAGGAGAGAUUUGUUUCACUGGAGUGUUAGAAAACCAUUUGUUGUUUUCCUAAGAAUUAUAAGGCUGACAAGAACGGAGUUUUGGAUCAAUUCAUAAUUUUGUCAUUGCAAGGUUCCAUGAUGUUUCUGAGAUAUUUGUAGGCCCUUGGGCUUUCCAACAAUUGUCCUGAUUUUCAUUCUGGUGCCUUGGUAAUUGUGUGGUAUUAGGUCAGGCCAACGUGUGUAUACUGUGUGUUACGUUACUUAUGUCAGUCAUUUGAUGUAGGGUAAACAAUCGCGUGUUACUAAAAUAAAUGCGUAAUCUUGCAAUUUUCA
Messenger RNA from Pocillopora damicornis (cauliflower coral), 1841 nucleotides. Its product is annotated as arginine kinase. The record is from RefSeq and is a predicted model, not a curated record. NCBI's taxonomy places the organism in Eukaryota, Metazoa, Cnidaria, Anthozoa, Scleractinia, Pocilloporidae. Gene Ontology annotation, molecular function: creatine kinase activity. Gene Ontology annotation, biological process: phosphocreatine biosynthetic process.